This is a messenger RNA of Chrysoperla carnea, 1894 nucleotides long. RefSeq names its product ATP synthase subunit beta, mitochondrial (gene ATPsynbeta). The record is from RefSeq and is a predicted model, not a curated record. Lineage: Eukaryota; Metazoa; Arthropoda; Insecta; Neuroptera; Chrysopidae. The transcript has 3 exons. The coding region runs from base 64 to 1611 and encodes 515 amino acids. Gene Ontology annotation, molecular function: proton-transporting ATP synthase activity, rotational mechanism; ATP binding; ATP hydrolysis activity. Gene Ontology annotation, biological process: proton motive force-driven mitochondrial ATP synthesis; proton transmembrane transport.
AGUCGUCGAUAUUCAGUAAUCAGCCAUUCCUGCUAAAACGCCACAGGAAUUCACUAGUUCAAAAUGUUAUCUGCAACAGUAAGGGCGUUGAAACCGGCCCUCGGGCUCGAAAAAUUAACUCAAGAAACUGCCAAAGCAAUUUCUGCAUUUUCAGUGAACAAACGCAACUAUGCUGCAGCAGCAAAAACACCCCAAGGCAAAAUCGUUGCGGUCAUUGGUGCCGUAGUCGACGUACAAUUCGAAGGUGAAUUACCACCAAUUCUAAAUGCCCUCGAAGUACAAGAUCGUCAACCACGUCUUGUACUUGAAAUCGCCCAACAUUUGGGUGAAAGUACAGUACGAACAAUUGCCAUGGAUGGUACCGAAGGUUUAGUUCGUGGCCAAAAGGUAGCCGACACCGGUUUUCCAAUCAGAAUUCCAGUUGGUGAAGCAUGCUUGGGUCGUAUCAUCAAUGUAAUUGGUGAACCAAUUGACGAAAGAGGACCUGUACUAACCGAUAAGCGUGCUUCCAUCCAUGCUGAAGCUCCCGAAUUCAGUGAAAUGAGUGUCGACCAAGAAAUCUUGGUAACUGGUAUCAAAGUCGUCGAUUUAUUGGCCCCAUACGUAAAGGGUGGUAAAAUUGGUCUUUUCGGUGGUGCUGGAGUCGGUAAAACUGUAUUGAUUAUGGAACUUAUCAACAACGUUGCUAAAGCUCAUGGUGGUUACUCAGUAUUCGCUGGUGUCGGUGAACGUACCCGUGAAGGAAACGAUUUAUACCAUGAAAUGAUUGAAUCCGGUGUCAUCAAUCUAAAAGACAAAAGCUCCAAAGUAGCCCUUGUAUACGGUCAAAUGAACGAACCACCAGGCGCUCGUGCCCGAGUCGCUUUGACUGGUUUAACUGUUGCUGAAUAUUUCCGUGAUCAAGAAGGACAAGAUGUAUUGCUUUUCAUUGACAACAUUUUCAGAUUCACCCAAGCCGGUUCAGAAGUAUCCGCUUUGUUGGGUCGUAUUCCAUCCGCUGUAGGUUAUCAACCAACUUUGGCCACUGACAUGGGUACCAUGCAGGAAAGAAUUACCACAACCAAAAAGGGAUCCAUUACCUCCGUACAAGCUAUCUAUGUACCAGCUGACGAUUUAACUGAUCCCGCUCCAGCUACAACAUUCGCCCAUUUAGACGCCACCACUGUAUUAUCCCGUGCCAUCGCUGAAUUGGGUAUCUAUCCAGCUGUAGAUCCACUCGAUUCCACAUCACGUAUCAUGGACCCAAAUAUCAUUGGUGCUGAACAUUACAACAUUGCCCGUGGUGUACAGAAAAUCUUACAAGAUUACAAAUCACUUCAAGAUAUCAUUGCUAUCUUGGGUAUGGAUGAAUUGUCUGAAGAAGAUAAACUUACUGUCGCUCGUGCUAGAAAGAUCCAACGUUUCUUGUCACAACCUUUCCAAGUUGCUGAAGUUUUCACUGGUCAUCCUGGAAAAUUAGUACCUCUUGAAGAAACAAUCAAAGGCUUCACAAAGAUCCUCGCGGGUGAUUACGAUCAUUUACCCGAAGUAGCCUUCUACAUGGUUGGUCCCAUUGAAGAAGUUGUAAUAAAAGCAGAAAAAUUAGCAGCUGAAGCCGCCGCUUCAAAUUAAGAACAUUCUACAAAAAUUUUAGAGAAUAAAUGAAAAAAAUUUUUUAUAUUCGGUUAGAAGAAACUGAUUUUUAUUUUGAUCUAUUUUAAUUCCCCCAACAAUUAAUUAUGUCACUCUUAGCGAAAAACGUACAUGUGUUAUAAAAAAAAUGUGAUCAUUUUAAAGGAAACAUCAAUUUUUAUGGCUUAGUCAAAAAAUAAUUCUGUAAGAUCAAAAAUAAGGAACUACCUAAUUGUUAACAAAAAAAAAAACUUUAAAUAAAUGAAAAAAAAUUCCAAAAAAA